Huiozyma naganishii CBS 8797 is the source of this 2067-nucleotide messenger RNA. It is a transcript of the gene BPL1, whose product is annotated as biotin--[acetyl-CoA-carboxylase] ligase BPL1. Gene Ontology annotation, biological process: protein modification process. The transcript has a single exon. Lineage: Eukaryota; Fungi; Ascomycota; Saccharomycetes; Saccharomycetales; Saccharomycetaceae. The record is from RefSeq and is a predicted model, not a curated record. The coding region runs from base 1 to 2067 and encodes 688 amino acids. Gene Ontology annotation, cellular component: cytoplasm. Gene Ontology annotation, molecular function: biotin--[biotin carboxyl-carrier protein] ligase activity.
AUGAACGUAUUGGUUUACAAUGGUCCAGGUACCACACCAGGAUCUGUAAAACACGCUACCGAAUCAUUGCGUGACUUUUUAGAGCCGUACUAUGCUGUCAGUACGGUUACUUCGAAGGUUCUCGAGACAGAACCCUGGAUGGGGAAGACUUCUGCGAUUGUUUUCCCAGGUGGAGCAGAUUUGCCAUACGUUAGAGAAUGCAAACCAAUUAUCCCUAAACUGAAGGAAUUUGUGUCCAAAAAGGGAGGUGUGUUUAUUGGGUUCUGUGCUGGGGGGUAUUUCGGUGGUAGUAGGGUGGAGUUUGCACAAGGUGACUUGGAGUUAGAAGUCACAGGAAAUAGAGAACUCCAAUUAUUUCCUGGUAUAGUAAGAGGCCCUGCGUAUGCAGGCUUUAAAUACAAUAGCGAGGUUGGGGCAAGAGCUACGAAAAUGCAAGUAAACAACGGCACCAUGACCUACAAUUAUAUUAAUGGAGGUGGUGUAUUUGUAGAUGCAGAUUCUAUGCCAAACGUUGAAGUUCUGGCCCAUUUUACAGAACCACUAGACGUUUCCCAUGUACAGAGUGGGCCUACAGACGAUAAUCCUGCAGCCGUUGUCUUGUGUCAUGUGGGAAAGGGGAAGGUUCUACUAACAGGAAGUCAUCCUGAAUUUUUGCCGAAAUUAUUGGCAAAAUCCCCCAACCAUGAUGACAUGAAAAAUAUCAUCGAACUGUUACAAAGCCAUGAGAAGGAAAGAUUGGAUUUCAUGAGGUACAUCUUAACGAAAAUGGGUUUGAACUGUAAUAGGGAUUUCAAUAAUGUAAGGGCGCCAAAUUUGACUCCGAUAGUGGUUGCGUCUUCUCCAAUGAAUACAUCUAAACUCAUUGAAUUUAAAACUUUGCUCCAAAGUAAAUUUCCCAACUCGAAGCAAUUAGAUAAUUCUAUCGAGAUAAAAGAUGCAACAGACUAUUUCCACUUUUUUGAGGGGUUUGAAAGAUGCUACGAAUUGGCUAAAGAUGAAUUGCAUGAUCAGGAUCCUGAAACUGUUGCUAAAGCUGUUGUAUUUAUAAAUGAAAAUGAAGCAUAUCCAAGCAAAGAAACUUUGCAUAAUUUCGAUAUGGAAACAUACUUUAAACAUCUGAAUCCAAAUAACAAUUUGGGUUCCUUGUUGAUGUACAGUGAGGUAGUGACCUCGACAAGCUCACUGCUGAACAACAACAAAACCCUACUCUCUGCAAUUCCCAAGAAUUCUGUCUUACAUGUAGGUACCAUCCAAGUUUCUGGUAGAGGGCGCGGUGGUAAUGUCUGGAUUAAUCCUAAAGGUGUAGCCGCCGCAACUGCAGUUGUAAAUCUACCUUUAAAAUCACCAACUACUCAAGAAAACAUUUCAAUUGUUUUUGUUCAGUAUCUGUCGAUGCUGGCGUACUGUAAGGCAAUUAACUCGUAUCUUCCAGGAUUUGAAGACCUGCCCGUUAGAAUUAAGUGGCCGAACGAUUUGUAUUGCAUGAGCCCAAGUUAUUAUCGUAAUAAUAACAUAAAAUUGUUAGGGAAAGGGCUCAGUAACGAUAAAGUCACCGUCAAUGAUAUUGAGCCUGCAUAUCUGAAGAUCUCCGGUUUGCUAGUCAAUACCCACUUCCUGGAUAACGGCUAUACGCUAUUAUUGGGAUGCGGGAUAAAUGUUAGCACCGAUGGUCCAACUACUUCUUUAAACACAUGGGUGGAUAUUUUGAACAAGGAGAGGGAAGAAGCUGGAUUAGUGAAAUUACCUCAUAUUGACGUGGAGAUACUACAAGCCCUUUAUAUGAAUAAUCUGGAAGUGUUGUUAAAGAUGUUUGUAGAUUACGGCUCCUCCACAAUCUUGCCAGAGUAUUACCGCUAUUGGCUACAUUCUAACCAGAUUGUGACGUUGACAUCUCAUCAAAAUAUCAGGGCAAAAAUCACGGGGAUCACAAGCGAUUACGGUUUGUUAAUAGCAGAAGAAUUAAUGCCGGGGAGCGACUACAAAUUGACAGGUGUGGUAUAUCAUUUGCAACCUGAUGGCAACACGUUCGAUAUAUUUAGAGGAUUGAUUGCCAAAAAAGUGACAUGA